Phaeodactylum tricornutum CCAP 1055/1 is the source of this 1057-nucleotide messenger RNA. RefSeq lists its product with no specific name. The record is from RefSeq and is a predicted model, not a curated record. The coding region runs from base 14 to 1012 and encodes 332 amino acids. The transcript has a single exon. Lineage: Eukaryota; Bacillariophyta; Bacillariophyceae; Surirellales; Neidiaceae.
CACGCACCAAAGGAUGACCAUAUCCUUUUGGUUUCGCAAGUUCCUCAUAGAUCGAAAGUACAAGAAAAGUCGGAGAAGAACGAUGGCAAAAGCGAAAGAUACAUCGUCAGCGCAGAACUCUUCUACUGCUUCGUUCCAUUUGUUCACUGACUUGCACGAAGAUCUCAAGCUGGCCAUUCUUUCCUUCGUCGCCGAUGCGCCGUUCGAGUCUAUGCCAGAGAACUAUCCAAAAUCUUCCUUAACCCACACGCUUCCGUUGGUUUCCAAGCAGUUUCGGGUCUUUUGUGAAGAACAGUCCUACUGGAAAGCUGCCAUCGAGCGACAGUUUCAAAAGGAGCCGUUUCUAUGGAAGCGAGCGCUUCACAAAAUUUGUGAUAUUGCGCCGGCAAGCAAAGAAGCCGGGACAGCAACCGCUCCGGAUCUUGUCGAGCAAGCUGCACAGGCAUUACAGAAAGCAAGUUUCAAAGCGCUGUAUAAAAAAAUUGUGACGGAUCAUAUACGGUUUAAAGGUCCCGUCUUUUUCAUGGGAGGCCAGGUCCAGCUUGGAGAACCGUACGCGUUGCACUUUUUCGAGCCCAGGUAUCGUGUACUAAUUACCGAGGUCAUGCGGGGGCAGCCUGAGUCGGCCAAGAAUGGAGGUCGUAUUCCCCACCCAGCGCUGUUCGUCCACGCCAACCGAGCACCAUUGGCGCCGACCACACCCGCAACGAUUGUGGAAAUAGUGCAGUGUCAAGUAUAUCCGGAUGGACGCGCCGAUGUCUUGCUGUUACCAACAGCGUAUGUGUGGAUCGAGAAGGUGUGGGUUCGACCAAAUUCGGGUCAUUUAUACUACGCUCAGUGCUUGCGUAUGGGUCAAAGCGUAACGCACAGUAUGAACCAGUUGUCCAGACAAGAAACUUUGACCAACGUCAUGGACAUGCUGGCUGGGCGAUUGGACAACACAGACGCGGAGGAUGAUACGGAGCAUGCUCGUCAAGAUGACGACACUAGUUCUGAUGAAGACAGUGGGUAGGAAUUGACGCGUCGAAAAUGUCCAUGGCUUUGAAGGGAGUAGGUC